AUUUCAGGAGCUCGAUGUUCCAUUGGUCUGACACGGAAACCACUUCCAUAAAGAGGACCCAGUGCUUCUGCUGAUGUAUCAUCCGACACCAUAAAUACCGUGUUUCAUGUUUCACUGCCUGUUGCUUGCCACUGUGCUAGUCUUCCCUUCUUCCUCCAGGUGUGUCCUGCCCUCUUCCUCUUCCUUUCAUAGGGUGUGAAGCACAACAACAGCCAAGAUGUCAGAAAAAAAGAUGACGUCGAGUCGCAGGCAUCAUCUGAAGAGCUUGGUGCUCCAGAUAGCAUUUGAGCUGAUUGAAGUCGAGAAAAAGGAGGCUGAGCAGGUGAAAAAAAAUUUCAUGGCUGAGAUCCCUGGCCUGGAUUUGUCUGGAGAUCAAGCGACGCUGAUGGAAAUGCUCAAAAAGAUGGCCCAUACCAUUGACAAGAUUGAUGAGGACAGAUAUGAUGCAGAAGCAAAAGUGUUGAAGGCUGACAAAGAGAUUGAGGACUUGAAGAUGAAAGUGAUUGAGAUCCAGGGCAUGAAGAAGCCAGCCCUGAAGAAAGUGCGUAUGUCUGCUGAUGCUAUGCUCCAGGCUCUGCUGGGCACCAAGCACAAGGCUUCCAUGGAUUUCAGAGCCAACUUGAAAGAAGUGAAGAAGGAGGUCAAAGAGGAGGCAGCGGAUGCAGUUGGUGACUGGCGCAAGAACGUUGAUGAACAGGCUGGCAUGGACGGCAGGAUGAAGAAGUUUCAGGGUUAAACACAGCUGUCUUUUGUCGUAUUGUGGUACAGAGAUGGAUUUAUAUGACCUUGUUGUUAGGAAUCCCUGCAGGAAGAGGAUCUUUGAUCCGAAAUGCUGUUAUUUUUUUUAUACUGUAGCUGUUCAACUAUUCGACACUAUGGUUUUGGAUCUCUUUCUCUCUCUGUCUCGCUCUCUCCGCCAAAUAAAACAAUAAAAAAAAAAAUUAAAAGCUUG
Messenger RNA from Oncorhynchus mykiss (rainbow trout), 952 nucleotides. Its product is annotated as troponin I, fast skeletal muscle. NCBI's taxonomy places the organism in Eukaryota, Metazoa, Chordata, Actinopteri, Salmoniformes, Salmonidae. The record is from RefSeq and is a predicted model, not a curated record. Gene Ontology annotation, cellular component: troponin complex. Gene Ontology annotation, biological process: skeletal muscle contraction; cardiac muscle contraction.